AUGUUUGAUCCAUAUCAUCCUGUUUGGAGACUUGUAUGGAAAAAUAAUUUUCUUAAGAAAAUCUCAAAUGAAAAAGUUUAUAUUACAAUGGGUUUGAAGAAAAAAAACUUACUGGAUUCUUAUAAUGAAUUUUCUAAAUUUCAUGGAGAAAAUUUUAAAACAUUUGAAGAAACUUUUUAUGCAUGGGCAGAAAUGUAUUUUCCUGAAUAUUUCACUGAAGCAAUAGAUACUCUUAAAAAAGAUACCGCAAAUUCAGAUUAUUUUUUAUCUGGAAUAUCUCGUGAAAUGAUGAAGAAUGUAAAUUUACUUUUUAAAAAAGUUAAAAAUAUGGAUGGAGAAUUUUUGAUUCUUGAGUUGUUAAUGAAUAAUCUUCAAAUUUCAGAUGUAUUAGAAUAUUAUAUAUCUUUAAAUCAAGAUGAAUAUAAAUAUAUUGUUGAUGUAAUUAAAAAACUUUAUGACAAAUUUUCAAAUAUUACUAGACUUUCUAAUGGUGGUUAUAUUAAAUGUCUUAUUUUUUGUGAGCGAUAUAUUAAGAAAAAUCCAGUUACUGUAUGGGAAGAUUUUUUAAAAAUGUUGUUUUUAUUAGAGGAUAAACUUGGAAAUAUUCUUGAUAUUCUUGAUCCUAUUAAAGCAAGUAUUUUUCGUCGAGAAAAAGAAGAUGGUGAUGAUAAAAUUAAAGAACUUAUAUAUUCAUUUGAUAUUAAUAUGUGUAAUCCAGUAAAAUUAGAAAAGUUUCGUAAUCAAUAUGAUUAUGCAGAUUAUUUUUAUAAAAAUGGUCAACCACAAUUUUUAGAAAUUAGAAAUACAUAUAUAUUAAGAAAUUAUCAAGUAGAGUUAAUAAAGUAUGCAAUUAGAGGACAAAAUUCUAUCAUAAUGGCUCCAACAGGAAGUGGAAAAACAUUAUGUGCUGUAGAAAUUAUAAGAUCACAUAUUUUAGAUAACUCUUCAAAUGGAAAAGGAUAUCGAUGUUUAUUUAUUGCACCUACUGGUCCUUUAGUUUUACAACAAUCACAAGUUUUAAAAGCUUAUUUAGGAGAUUUAUAUACAGUAACAAUUUUAAAUAAAAAUUCUUCUGAAGAAGAUGUUUUAUCACAAUUUUUGGCACAUGAUGUAAUUGUUUGUACACCACAAUUAUUUUUAAAUAAUCUUUUAAAUAAUGAUAAAUCAAAACAACUAUAUUUUAGUGAUUUAUCAUUAAUUAUUUUUGAUGAAUGCCAUCAUUGUAACGCUAGUCAUCCUUAUAAACAAAUAAUGAAUUUAUUUCAUGGAGCUAUAGGUGAUUAUCAAAAACCACAAAUUGUUGGAUUAACUGCUUCUAUUGGAACUGGAAAAACAAUAACAUAUGAAGGUUGUUAUAAUUAUUAUCUAGAAAUGGCUGUUAAUCUUCAUGCUAAACGUAUUUGUUCUGUAUACAAAAAUAGAGAUUCAUUAAUUAAAGUUAUGAAACUUCCUGUUGAUGAAAUUAUUGAAAUUGAUGUAGAUCAAAGUUUAUUAUGGAAGAAUUUUAAUGAUACAAUAAAACAUUUAGUGAAUAAUCUUUUAAAAGUUGAUCCUACAAAUAAUCUUAAUGAACAUUUAAAUGAUUAUCCAAUAUCUGAUGUUACAAAACCAGGAUAUUUUUCUAAAAUAUCUAAACUUGCUACUUUUAAAGCAUUUGUUAAAGAUCCAGAAGUUUUUCAAUGGAUUGAUAAUUGUGUUAAGGCAUUUAUACAUAUUAAUCUUGUAAAAGAAGUAUCUCAACUUCUUCCUAUUUCAUAUGUAAAUAUUUAUUGUCAAGAUUAUUUAGAAAAUAUUGAUAGUUACAUGAAACCUUCUGUCUCCAGAGAUGUCAUAUAUAAACAUUUAACUAAUAUGAAAGAUACAAUUACAAAUGUCAUUGGACAAAGUAAGAAUUCAUUUCCACAAUAUACACCUAUAUUUGAAAAGUUACUUGUUAUUUGUAGAGAACAAAUAAAAAGUCUUCCUGAUUCACGUAUUAUAAUAUUUGUUCCAACUCGUUUUAUUGCUGUAACAUUAUGUCAUUCUAUUGAAAGUAUCAAUAAAGUUAAAAAUUUAAAUAUGCAACCAGGAUACAUCAUUGCAAAUGGAAAUACAAGAAUGUUAAAACAAAGUCCAGCUGAACAAAAUAAAACUCUUGAAAAUUUUAGAAAAGGAAAUAUUAAUAUAAUUAUAGCAACAACAAUUGCUGAAGAAGGAUUAGAUAUUGAUGAAUGUAAUCUAGUAAUUAAAUAUAAUAUUGCUGGAAAUGAAAAAACAUUAAUUCAAAGGAGGGGACGUGCACGUGCUCUAAAUGCUAAAUCAAUUCUUUUAACAUGUAAUAAUAAUUACACUUCACAGGAAGUAGCAAAUUUACAAAAAGAAAAAAUUAUGUUUGAAAUUUCUGAAACAAUUAAUUGUAUGUCACAUUCAGCUUUUACAAAAGAGGUGGAAAGAAAAAGAGCUGAAAUGAAAAGUAUUGCAGAUGAAAAAUAUAAAAAUGAAAUUGAGAGAAGAAAAUUAUUAUAUGGAAAAGUUUAUGAUGUAUGUUGCAAGUAUUGUAAAAAAUCAUUAAUAAAAAGUAGCGCUAUUAAACAAUUGGAUGAAAAUUAUAUUGUAUUAGAUGAAAAAAUAUUUAAAAAAACAAUUAUUGACAUAGAAAAAGUACCAAAUCCUGGAUUAAACUUUUCUAGACUUGCAAAUAGUCACUGUAAAAACUGUUAUAAAAAUGAUAUAUCAUCGGCCAAAAUUAAAAUCGGUGAAAUUAUUUAUAUUGAAGAUCAUUUUUACUUUAGAAUUAUUCUUAAAAACAUCUCAUUUUUGAAUGUUAUUGAUGGUGAUACAUAUGAAGAAAGAUCAAGAUGGGAUGGUGUCAAGAAUACUCUUUUCUUAAUACCUAAUGUAACCAUUGGAGAACUUAUUGAUUACAAUUCAAAUUUUGAAAAAAGGGAUAAUAAAACUUAUGUUGCAUUAAUGGAAUGUAAAGAAGAGUUAAAAUUUCAAAACAAUCAUUUAAGAAUUUGGAAGAAGGCAGAAGAAAAAGAAAUCAAAAAUUUAGAAAGAUUUAUGGAAUAA
Molecule: messenger RNA, 3051 nt
Organism: Strongyloides ratti
Lineage: Eukaryota; Metazoa; Nematoda; Chromadorea; Rhabditida; Strongyloididae
Product: Helicase, C-terminal domain and DNA/RNA helicase, DEAD/DEAH box type, N-terminal domain and Helicase, superfamily 1/2, ATP-binding domain and P-loop containing nucleoside triphosphate hydrolase domain-containing protein
Exons: 3
Coding region: 1-3051 (1016 amino acids)
Cellular component (GO): cytoplasm
Molecular function (GO): ATP binding; nucleic acid binding
Source: RefSeq, a predicted model, not a curated record